Symbiodinium sp. CCMP2456 is the source of this 744-nucleotide messenger RNA. The record is from the annotation of a GenBank genome assembly. Lineage: Eukaryota; Dinophyceae; Suessiales; Symbiodiniaceae.
AUGGUUUCCUGCGACAUCAGCGUGAACAAUGUCCUCGCGGUAGUGAAUUCCAGGCUCGUGGGCCACUACGUGCGGCUGGACGAUCGCGUUCGGACGUUGGGUCUUUGUAUCAAGGCCUGGGCUGCAGCUCGCCGAAUCAACGAUCGAAGUCGUGGGACGAUCUCAUCUUUUGCUUUGGUAUUGAUGCUGAUUCAUUUCCUUCAACGUCGGGACCCACCGGUUCUUCCAUCUUUGCAGGACAUUGCUUUCAGCCAGAAUGAGAAGCCGAAGUUUGUCAACGGUGUGGACUGCCGGUUCUGCACUGAUGCUGGCAAAAUCCGGGAGGAGUUGGCAUACUUGCGAGGUGCACGUUCGCCUAACGAGGAAGACGUAGCAACCUUGCUCCUCGAGUUUUUUCGAUACUUCGGGAAAGAUUACCGGAGCGGCAUCAUCCGAAUCCGGGACACUCGUUCGAUGCUGCCUCCUGGUGACGAGACCAAGUGCUUUUUGGUCGUGGACAACCCCUUCGAGGUCGGCAAAGACGUGGCAAACAUCGAUGCCUCUCAGCAGAGUGCUCUCCGAAAGGACCGUAGCAUUCUGCUUUCGCGUGUUGCCCCACGUUUCUGGUUUGCAAAAAGCCUGCAGAUACAGGUAUGUGCUGUCCAUGUCAUGGGCCAGAUGCCCCUAAAGCUUCGCAGGAGUUCCGGCGAGCGUGGAGCUACCUCAAUCAGGCAAGUGUCACGCUUCCAGUGCAGAGCAGACUGA